Molecule: messenger RNA, 1081 nt
Organism: Ananas comosus (pineapple)
Lineage: Eukaryota; Viridiplantae; Streptophyta; Magnoliopsida; Poales; Bromeliaceae
Product: universal stress protein PHOS34-like
Exons: 3
Coding region: 1-699 (232 amino acids)
Source: RefSeq, a predicted model, not a curated record
AUGAGUUCGCUCGCGAAGAGUCAGCAAGAUUGCCACCCCUACCCACCUACCUCCAACGUUAUUAUCACCCAACGCUCCGGCUCCUCCGCCGGCGCCGUCGUCGGCGGCGGCGAUCGAGUCGUCGGUCAUCGACGUCAACCAGCUGCGUCGCAGAGGCGCAUCGCGAUCGCCGUGGACCUGAGCGACGAGAGCGCGUACGCCGUGCGGUGGGCCGUCCAGAACUACCUCCGGCCCGGCGACGCCGUGGUGCUGCUCCACGUCCGCCCCACGAGCGUCCUCUACGGCGCCGACUGGGGCUUCACCGACCUCUCCCUCUCCGCCGCCGCCGAGGGCUCCGAGGAGGAGGAGGCGGCGGCGGCGGCGGCGGCGUCGGUGGAGUCGCAGCAGAAGAAGAUGGAGGACGACUUCGACGCGUUCACGGCGGCGAAGGUGGAGGAGCUGGCGCGGCCGCUGGUGGAGGCGCGGAUCCCCUUCAGGGUCCACAUCGUGAAGGACCACGACAUGAAGGAGCGCCUCUGCCUCGAGGUCGAGCGCCUCGGCGUCGGCGCCGUCAUCAUGGGCAGCAGGGGCUUCGGGGCCUCCAGGAGGGCCAGCAAGGCGCGCCUCGGCAGCGUCAGCGACUACUGCGUCCACCACUGCGUCUGCCCUGUCGUCGUCGUCAGGUAUCCGGACGACGUCGCGGUGUCGUCGGUGGCGUAGGAGGAGACCGGGUAGUAGCACGAUCCCUCGGAGGAACACAAAUUCCCUAAAGCUAGAAGCUGGGAUCAACUGAAGGCAGAAACUGCGCUGGCACAUCCGUUGAUGCUUCUCCUCUACCUUAAAAACAAGUAAAAGAAGAAAAAACGAAAAAAAAAAAUCUUUGGAUUGGAAGAUGAUAUGUGUAUCCGUUCUCUUUCUUGUAUUGUUCGUGGCUGGUUUGCUCUUGUGAAAUUCCUAUCCUGUUGAAAACAUAAUAUCUUCUCUGAAUGUACAAUGUUUCAUCUUGGUGUGCACUUAUUACUGUCUCUAUUUUGGAUGAUGUGACUAUCAUAUGCUAAUGUAUAUAUUAACAUUAAUGGCUAUCAUGCAAAUUUUAUAUUUC